Trematomus bernacchii (emerald rockcod) is the source of this 1190-nucleotide messenger RNA. Its product is annotated as choline-phosphate cytidylyltransferase B-like. The transcript has 8 exons. Gene Ontology annotation, biological process: CDP-choline pathway. The record is from RefSeq and is a predicted model, not a curated record. Lineage: Eukaryota; Metazoa; Chordata; Actinopteri; Perciformes; Nototheniidae. Bases 101 to 1177 code for a protein of 358 amino acids. Gene Ontology annotation, molecular function: phosphatidylcholine binding; choline-phosphate cytidylyltransferase activity.
GCUGCUGCUGCUGCUGCUGCCUCGGACUGAACAGAAACCAGUCAGAGAAGCGAGUUAACACUUUACUUACUUUACAUAUUGUUCGGUUUUUUGGAUUACGAUGGUGAAACAGCGACGCAUCAGAGCGCAUUCCUGUUGCGCGUCUGUUUGUUGCAGGAGAGGAACACACACGACUCUGACAAAGCCGGCCAUCUUUGCCAGGGAGAGCAGUUGUGAUUGUCGCGCCCCUCAUGAGAAGCUCACCAUCGCUCAGGCCCGCAGAGGCACCCCAGUGGACCGGCCCGUCAGAGUGUACGCAGAUGGCAUCUUCGACCUCUUCCACUCGGGGCACGCUCGUGCUCUCAUGCAGGCCAAGAACCUUUUCCCCAACACCUACCUCAUAGUAGGAGUGUGCAGUGAUGAGCUGACCCACAAGUUUAAGGGCUUCACGGUGAUGACGGAGUUCGAGCGUUAUGAAGCGCUGAGACACUGCCGCUACGUGGACGAGGUUCUGAGAGACGCUCCCUGGACUCUCACACCGGAGUUCCUCGAGAAACACAAGAUCGAUUUUGUGGCUCACGAUGACAUCCCGUACUCCUCAGCAGGGAGUGAGGAUGUCUACAAACACAUCAAGGAGGCAGGGAUGUUUGUUCCUACUCAGCGGACAGAAGGAAUCUCCACAUCGGACCUGAUCACCAGGAUCGUCAGAGACUACGACGUCUACGCGCGACGCAACCUCCAACGAGGAUACACGGCCAAGGAGCUCAACGUCAGCUACAUCAACGAGAAGAAGUACCGGCUGCAGAACCAGGUGGACCGGAUGAAGGAGAAGGUGCGCACGGUGGAGGAGAAGAGCAAACACUUUGUCUACCGGGUGGAGGAGAAGAGCGCCGACCUCAUCCAGAAGUGGGAGGAGAAAUCCAGAGAGUUCAUCGGAAACUUCCUGGAACUGUUUGGACCCGACGGGACCUGGAAACAGGUGUUUCAGGAGCGCAGUGGAAGGAUGCUGUCCUACGCUCUGUCCCCCCGAGGGUCUCCCUGCAACAGCCCCCCCCGCGAACUCUCCCCCCUGCGCUCCCCCUCCCCCCCCUGCCCCCCCGCCCGCUGGCACAACGCACGGCCAUCGCCCCCAAACUCCCCCAAAGGAGCGUCGGCCUCCAUCAGCAGCAUGAGUGAAGGGGACGAAGACGAGAAGUAGAUGGACUGUGAUG